AUAGGCAGGGCGCCUCCCUGUACCCGUACAGCAAGGCUAUUCAGCUGUGGCCGUUAUUGUGAUCACCUCGCCUUACGGGUACGUAAAAACCGCUAUAGCUGUCACGUGACUAGGCUUCCUACCCUGCUGUUGGUGUUCGGGUAGACAUGAUACUGUCAAUUAUCGGGAACUCAGAUUUCCAUUCUAUGAGGAAUUGAGAAAGGACCAACAUAAGUUGUGGCCAACUAAGGACACUCACUUAAUUGAUAAGUGAUUUUCAUCAUAUCGUCAUAACUCUCUAAGCAACCAUGUACAGUGGCGGUCGGUUGAAUCUCGGGUGGCAGAGUGACCGCGUCCACCGAGCCGGGUACUCCACCCGCUCCAGCAGGGCGAGCAGAGCCAGCACAUACACAGAGGGGCCUACAGACCCCGUCCUACUCAGAAGGACCCUGGAAGAGCACUUCAGACCACUCUUUCAAGGGUUCGUAUACGGCGGUGAGCAGAUUACCAACAAUGAGUUGCGACAACAUCUUCUGGACGACACCUACAGACGCCUCCUACCACGUGACAAGUUGUAUGCCGUUAUGGAUCUCGUCGACUACAACCCCAGCAAAUCCAUCAGCUACGUGGCCUUCGUCAGACUUGUAACGGGAGAGGAAGCAGAUGGGGACAGAUUAGAUAACUCCGACGACGGCGCCAGCGAGGACCUCAACGACGUGAGCAUAUUGUACGACGUCUGCCGCAACACCACGGAUCCACAGGACCUUUUGGAGUUUUCUUCUGGAUUCUCCUGGCUCCCCCCACCUUUCUUCAUCUUGCUGAUCACUGUAGCGCAGAUUAUCGUCUACGCUGUCUACGCAAGUGAGCAGACGACGCCAGUGACGGCCAUGGACGGCGUCCCCAUCGACAGCCCCCUCAUCUACAACCCCGCCCGCAGAUACGAAGUGUGGAGGUUCAUCAGCUACACCUUCCUACACCAGGGAUACGUGGAUCUUCUGUUAACCGUCAUACUUCAAAUCCUCAUCUGUUUCCCGUUGGAGAUCGUCUUCUCGUUCUGGAGAAUCGCCAUACUGUACAUCAUCGGCGUCAUGUCAGGUUCAUUGCUGCACUCCAUCAGUGACCAUAAGACGUCAUUGGUCGGAGGCAGUGGGGGCACAUACUGCAUCUUAGCUGCUCACUUUGGGGCAAUGAUAUACAAUUGGAAGGAGCUGAAGAAGGCCGAUGACAGCCCCAUGAAGAGGAUAUUUUGUCACCCUCUUUUUCGGAUGGUGGUCAUUGUCCUACUGGGGAUCAUACAGAUCAGCCUUGCGUUGUACAGGAGAUUCUUCGCUGAUGACAUCGUCAACAUGGGGAUAGGCCACUUCGGAGGAGGAAUUCUCGCGGGUGCGAUGCUCUGUGAAGCUUUCCUGAAAGAUCGCCACAGGUACCCGUGGUACACCAACGCCGGUAGAAUGAACCUCUUCAUGUUCCUGAUCUUCGCUGGGGCCUGUGCUGUCUUCAACUGCUUAUAUCUAGGGUAUCCUGCAGGGGAUUACAGUUAGAACAUCAACCAGUGUGUGUCGAGCAAAGGCUGUGAUAGAUUGCUACGUCACAGUUGAAACAGACUGGAUGAGUAUCUGGGACCAGGUAAAUACAGCUCUCAACAAGACAUGGAAACAAUGAUGCUUUGCCGAAAGCGUUACCCUGAAUACCGAGAAGGAGAAGAUUAUUGGAGUACGUUUCUUCCUAUGAUUUCAAAGGACUAUACAGUAGUAUAGUUAUCGUGCAUUCGUUAACUGGUGGUUGUUUCGCUUUAAACUAGGAUACCGCAAAUUCUCUAAUAGAAGCUCGUAUCGAUUUGAGUCCGGAUCCAAGACUGCUGUGAAAUGAAAUAUAGACAAGCUUCAAAUAAUAACUCGGCCCAUAUCGUAUCUUAGAUACCCAACUUAUCGUGGAUGGAGUUUUCCUUAACGACAGGGAAUGUGCCAGGACAUGUG
Molecule: messenger RNA, 1955 nt
Organism: Haliotis rufescens (red abalone)
Lineage: Eukaryota; Metazoa; Mollusca; Gastropoda; Lepetellida; Haliotidae
Product: rhomboid-related protein 2-like
Exons: 11
Coding region: 288-1520 (410 amino acids)
Cellular component (GO): membrane
Molecular function (GO): serine-type endopeptidase activity
Source: RefSeq, a predicted model, not a curated record